This is a messenger RNA of Trichomycterus rosablanca, 4035 nucleotides long. RefSeq names its product OFD1 centriole and centriolar satellite protein (gene ofd1). The coding region runs from base 84 to 3029 and encodes 981 amino acids. Gene Ontology annotation, biological process: epithelial cilium movement involved in determination of left/right asymmetry. Gene Ontology annotation, molecular function: protein binding. Gene Ontology annotation, cellular component: ciliary basal body; centrosome. The record is from RefSeq and is a predicted model, not a curated record. Lineage: Eukaryota; Metazoa; Chordata; Actinopteri; Siluriformes; Trichomycteridae. The transcript has 22 exons.
UUGAUGCAGCAAUACAGACAAAGUAUAUUUAAUUGGAUAAUUGAAGGUAAAUUGGUGUAAUAGUUAAUAAUUAAACAUUAAAGAUGAGUGAGGAUGAAGAACGCAGUUUGACUAGAGAGGAGAUGCGGAUCAGACUUUACCAUUCAUUCAAGAGAAAGGGGGUGUUGGACCAUCUCAAGACGCAGCUCAGAAACCGGCUGAUCGUGGAGCUCCAGCAAGAUUCAGUUCCUCGUCCAUUAUCAGAUCAGUCAGAUUCUCUCUGCAUGCUUGCAUCUAACAGUCUGGUCGUCCACCAUUUACAGAACAGUAACUACCAGUACACGCUGUCUGUAUUUUAUCCUGAAUGCGGACUCAGCAAAGAAAAGGUGUUGUCAGUGAAAGACAUUCUGCAGCUUCUGAAAAUAAGUCCACAGUCAGCAGUCUACAAAAAUCUGGUUUCAGAUAUUCAGAAUGGACAGAACGGGUUGUUGGUGAAGGUGCUGUUGGAGUUAUUGGAUCAUCACGUAAAUUCAGAAGUUCAUGAUGCUGAAACCCAAACAUCGAACACUUUGGAUUAUUCACAGUCACUGGUGAGGAAGAUGCAGAUGAUUGAUGAAGAGUACGAGGUUCUGAGGCAGAGAGGAAGCCGGUGGGCAUCAGUAGAAGCUAAACUAGCCGAGUACAGAAAGGAGAUGGAGGAACAAACACAGACUGAGUUUAAAUCAAAGAUUCAACAUUUUCAGGAGGUGGAGAUAGCUCGAGUACGGAUGGAGGAGAAGGAAAAAUGUCGGCAGGAGGUUCAGGAGAUCAGGCGCCAACUGGAGAGAAACUAUGAGAUGAAAUCAGAAGCACUGAUGACCCGAGAAAAGAACGCUAUUGAGAGAUUACAGAAACAGCAGGAGAUAGAGGAGAAGGGGAUCUACGCUCAGCGUCAGGUUCUACUGAAGGAGAUUGAGUCUGUACGAAACAGAGAAGCUGAACUCUCACUCAGAAAUGAAAGUUUUCAGAAGUCCUGUAAGCUCCAUGAGGAGAAGAUGAAGAACAUGGAGGAACUGAUGAGGAAACGAGAACUGGACAUUCGCAAAAUGGAAGAAACCUAUGACCAGAAACUUAACAAUGAGAUCAAAAAAUAUCAGUUGGAACUUAAGGAGGAUUACAGUAGGAGAUCCGAAACCCUCGUCCAAAAUGAGAACAGAAAUAAAGAAGAGACAAUGAGGAUUCAACAAGAAGCUGCAAUUAUUCAUGUAAAAACAGAAGAACACGAAAGACUUGUUAAAGAAAUCAAACUACUGCAGGAGGAGUUGGCAUCGGCAAGAGUGAAAUUAGGAAGGUUGGAAAAACAGAAUGCAGUGCUGAAUGAGAAACUAGGGGGCGUCAGCGAUUACUCCACUCUGCUGAAUGAACGAAGGGAGCUGCAGGCUGAAGUUGUUCUACUGAAGAAGAAGCUGGUGGAAAGUGAGAAGCAAAAACAACAACUACACCAAGAGCUGAAAACUCCAUCACCAGAGCUGCUGACUCUUCAAGUCGAGCUGGAACGUCUGGAAACAGCUUGGCGUCAGGAUCAGGAGGAUUUUCACAACCGAAAGCAGAUCUUCCACACUCAGCUGGAACAGGAGGCGGAACGAUGUGCUCAGUUGAAGGUUCAGCUUCAGGAAUGUGAAGAAAGGACCAAGUGGAUGUCUGCACACACUGAGGAGAUCAAGCAGCAGCUACGACACACACAGCAAGCUCUAGAAAAUGAGGUCUUGCGCAACCCUAAACCCUCGGUUGUGGAUCAUUCCAGUUUUGAUAAUGUGGUUUCUUCAGACAUUCAUGUCAACGAUUACCAUGACGAGUUCAUUGACCCAGGAGCAACUAGGGGGUGGCGUCGCACACGGAACGAUGGUGCAGAAACGGUGACAGAAGCACUAACCAGGAUUCAGGAGCUGGAAAAAGAAGCGGAGGCAUUAGAGGAGGCGUACAAAAGCUAUAGAAGGAAGGUGGGCGUGUCUCAGAUUCCGAUUAGGGGCAGUUCCUCAACCUCUUCAGCCUCUGCGAUUUAUGUUAGACCGAACAACAAGGUGACCUUUGGUCUAGAUGAACCGACAGUUCAGUCUUCUGUCUAUGCAGAAACGGACCUAAACAAAGUUCCAACAGGUUGCGUGACCCCACCCACUGUGACAUCACCUCCAAUCAGACGGCUUUCCUCUACCCCACUCUCUGCCUUCAAAAUCAAGACUAGACCAUACGCAGAUCAAGAUGGAUCAGCAGUAACAUUCUCAGGUUCUCAGAGAGAUGAAGUUUCUCCAAUUCCUGCUGUUUAUUCAGCAGAAGAUGUAAAGAGCACCCCACCCAGCAGCCCUGAGCUGAGGAGCAUCGUACAGGAUAACCACAGUUCCUCUCAGGAAUCUUCACCCCAACCUGAAAAAAUCUGCAUUCAGGACCUGACCCAGCCUCAAACUGAUGUGCAGUACAGUUUGGAUGAGGAACAUGAGGAGGAAACACUCACUCAGCACAGACUAGAAGCAGAAAGAAGGGAUGGGCUUGAAGAUGAUGAAGAAGAAGGCAAAGGCGGAGAUAAAAGAUGGGAGGAAGAAAGGAGGAUGGAGGAAGAGAGGAGAAUGGAGAAAGAGAGGAGGAAGGAGGAAGAAAGGAGAAUGGAGGAAGAGAGGAUGAUUGAGGAAGAGAGGAGAUGGGAGGAAGAGAGGAUGAUGGAGGAAGAGAGGAGGAUGGAGGAUGAGAAGAGAUGGAGAGAGAGAGUGGAAGCUCAGGAGAGAGAGAAGAAAGACCUGGAGGAACUUCACCAGGAACUGCUCCAGCAGGAGGUUCUGUAUGAAAGAGCAAGAGUUGAUGAGGAGGACAACAGAGAUGAAAGGAUGGAGAAGAAAUUAUUGAAGGAAAAGGAAAAGAUUGGAGAGAAGAUGGUGGAAAUGGAGGAGAAUGAUCCUCAGAAUGAUCCACUACAUAAGUACAUGAUGAUGGUGAUGCAGAAUAGCGAGCAACACCAACACCAGAAUCACUGUGUUUCAGAACUCAAAAAAAGAAGAGUCAGAGAUACUAGAGAGUCCUGAACAGAUAGUGUUGUCUGAUCACCAAAAUGACAGUGUCGCUGCUCUUUCUAAUCAGGAGGCUGAUGAUGAUUUCUGGUGAAUUAUGAUGACAAUCAGUUAUAGUGCGCUUGAUUUAUACAGGACAGAUGUUUACAUACACCUCCACUCCACAGCUAUUUAAAUGUUCUCUGCAACUGUUCUGUUUCUGUGACUGAAUGAUUGGAACUUUUUUGCAUUCGAAAAAAAUCACACAUUAGUUGAUUGUGGAUUUUCCCAAUAUAGGGCAAAGUCAAAAGCUCCUAAAACACAGGUGUCACUGACCACAGCCGAGGCACUUUUACAUCACCAGAAGCUGCUGCAUAUGAACAAAGCUCCUGCCUCAAAAUUUACAUCACCAAGCUUGUAUGAGGCUGUGUACAUGAACAAAAAUGCAACAGGACUGUCUUUCUUCCAAGUCAGCAUCCAAACUCAUUCUGCCAUGAAGCUUGCUUGACUGUAGACAGUGACAUCUGUGUUUCGGCAGUUUCUAACUCAUUUUCAAUCUCUUUUUUUGAUUAUAUCUGAAGAGACCAAUGUUCCGUGUGUUUUUAAUGGAAAUAAAUUUUGUCGGUCAUGAUCAGUAAUGGGGAAUCAGGAGGCCAAAGUUAAGUGACAUCAUACAACUUUCUACAGCACCUACAAGCAUUCGUCAAGUGCUGUCUGUAUAUUCUGACUAAAAAGUUUAUGUUGCAGUUAUGAAGGCACAUAUGAAGAAGAGCUGCUGAAAUGAAUAAAAUUACGAGCAUCUUUCAGACGGCAGCGUCUUUACCACUGAGAGGAGUGAAAGCACCAAAAUGUUAUGAAUGAUUAACUUAGAAAACAAUGAAUUUAGUGAAUGAUUCAUUAUUCACAAUAUUUUAUUUUAAAUAUUUUAGUUUUAUUUAUUAGCUGCAGUCAGCUAAAUUGAAUUUGUACUUUUUAUGUAUUUUUUUUUUUUUUUACAUUUUUAAAUGUUGAAAUAAAAUUUUUGUCUUUUCAGUCUGAUUGU